UUCAUUGACAGCCAUUACCCAUUCACGACACAGGUUUAAAACCAAUGCAGAGUAAAUAUGUAUAUUGUUUAACGUCCAGCUUGAGAAUUUUUUACUCAUAUGGAGAACGCAGGGUAAAUAAAAAUGUCCACUUGCUCGUCUCCACCUUCCAUUUCUAACGGGUAUUAUGUGAUACCGAAGGGAACCUAUGUGGAUGGCGAUCAGAUAUCGUACUAUUGUAAGAUGGGGUACGAAUUAGAUGGAUCCGCCACGCGAUCCUGUGAUGGGUCGACCGGAUCCUGGAGCGGAUCCGCCCCAACGUGCACCGAGGUGACGACGACAACAACGACCACAACAACAACCACGGCAGCGUCCAUAUCCCAGUUAACAGCUGCUGGUCUUGUCCUGAUUCCGUGUAUGCUUCUCCUUCUCUUCGUGAUCAGCAUAGGUGUACUAUACUGCAUACUGGUACUGCAUUGUCACAAAGGCUGCAAAAAGAAAAGCGUUUGGAUUGACGGCGAGGAUCACGUACAUUAUGGGUGUUGGUAUGCAUGUUGUUCGGGUUGUUGUGAGUACAUUUCGGAUGUCUUAACCUGUCAGAUAUGUAAGAAAGUCCGCCCUAUGCACAAUUACAACGGAGGCUUUCAGAACUUUAAUGGCGAUAUCUGGAACUCGGGGUAUGGCAGGAGAUCGUCUCUUUCUUCACAAUAUUUUACAAGUUCUGUCUGGAAUUCUCCCAGAAAUUCAAAAGAUUCCAGGAGAUCGUCUCCUUCUUCACAAUAUUUUAACAGCUCUGUCUGGAAUUCUCCGAGAGACUCAAGAAAUGGAUUCUGGAAACCAAAUUUGGAAUCCCUACCCGAGUCGUCUAGCACACCCACAACAACAACAACACAUCUCUGAUCUGUGUCGUAAAUGUUAGAACUCAAGGAACGAUAACUCGUGCAUCUGUUCGUCUUUGGACUGGAAUUUCUAAUAUUGAUUUGUUUUGUAUAUUGUUGGUAGAAUUCGAGGAACGAUAACUCGUGCAUCUGUUCGUCUUCGGACUGGAAUUUCUAACAUCAAUUUAUUUUGUAAAUUGUGGUUAGAAUUCAAGGAACAGUAACUCGUGGAUACGUUGGAAUUUCUAACAUUGAUUUGUUUGCAUAUUGUGUUGCGUCCCAUUCAAUGAUAUGUACUUGAAUGUAUGUAGAGAUAUCACUGGCUGUACCUCACGAUUCACACAUUUUGACCUUUGACCUAAAUAUGGCGUUCAGGGCCACAGUAGUGAGGUUUUUAUUCGUUCCAACAUCCCCUGCAACACGGGACCUCUACAUCAUAGGUCAGAUUCGUGAAGAAAUGCAGACACUGGACCUCCAUUUCAUAGGUCAGAGCCGUGAAUAAAUGCAGAGAUAUUCUUUCAACAGGAAAAGAAGAGCGACAUACACAGAGUUACAAACAUAUCGUGUACCUAAACAUCCAUACACUCUAUCGUGUUUAUCAUAGAUAUCAUCAAUUGAAAAUAAAAUUUAUUUUUGCCAUUUAU
Molecule: messenger RNA, 1501 nt
Organism: Ostrea edulis (European flat oyster)
Lineage: Eukaryota; Metazoa; Mollusca; Bivalvia; Ostreida; Ostreidae
Exons: 3
Coding region: 124-879 (251 amino acids)
Source: RefSeq, a predicted model, not a curated record